Brassica napus (rape) is the source of this 1899-nucleotide messenger RNA. Its product is annotated as adenine/guanine permease AZG1-like. The coding region runs from base 70 to 1794 and encodes 574 amino acids. Gene Ontology annotation, biological process: transmembrane transport. The record is from RefSeq and is a predicted model, not a curated record. Lineage: Eukaryota; Viridiplantae; Streptophyta; Magnoliopsida; Brassicales; Brassicaceae. Gene Ontology annotation, cellular component: plasma membrane. The transcript has a single exon. Gene Ontology annotation, molecular function: purine nucleobase transmembrane transporter activity.
UAUAUAUAAACACCCUGAACUCUUCACUAAAUUACAAAACUAAAAAAGUUUGUACUUUUCAUUUCUCCAAUGGAGCAAGAACUACCUUCUAGUACCAGACCCAAGCCCAAGCUACUAAACCGGCUCAACACAUACGUGGGCUCAAGCCGGAUCGGUAAGCGGUUCAAACUCGCCGAACGCAACUCAACUUUCACGACGGAGCUCCGUGCCGGUACGGCGACUUUCCUCACCAUGGCUUAUAUCCUCGCCGUAAACGCCUCCAUCCUCUCCGACUCCGGCGGAACUUGCUCUGUCUCCGACUGUGUCCCACUCUGCUCAAACCCGACCCUCCUACCUUCCCAGUGUACCGGACCGGGUCUCAGAUUAAUCCAACCGGACGUAACCUGUAAAUUCGAUCCGGUUAAUCCCGGUUACGCAGCCUGCCUCGAAGGACUCCGAAAGGAUCUAAUCGUCGCCACCGUGGCUUCCUCCUUGAUCGGAUGCGUGAUCAUGGGACUGAUGGCGAAUCUCCCUCUAGCGUUAGCUCCUGGAAUGGGAACCAACGCUUACUUCGCUUACACAGCCGUCGGUUUCCACGGAUCCGGUUCAAUCUCGUACCAAACCGCUCUCGCCGCGGUUUUCAUCGAGGGGUUAAUAUUCCUCUUCAUCUCCGCCAUAGGCUUCAGAACGAAGCUAGCGAAACUCGUCCCUAAACCGGUCCGAAUCAGCUCAUCCGCCGGUAUAGGCCUCUUCCUCGCCUUCAUCGGUUUACAAAACAACCAAGGACUCGGUUUAGUCGGUUACAGCCCCUCCACUCUAGUAACUCUCGCCGCGUGUCCAGCCUCGUCACGUGCCUCGUUAGCUCCCGUUAUAACGUCGGCUAACGGAACCGUCACUUUCGGUUCCGUUUCCGGCGAUAUCAUGUGCCUCCACGGGCGCAUGGAGAGCCCCACCUUCUGGCUGGGCAUCGUCGGGUUCGUGAUCAUCGCUUACUGCCUGAUCAAGAACGUGAAAGGAGCGAUGAUCUACGGGAUCGUGUUCGUAACGGCGGUUUCGUGGUUCCGUAACACGGAGGUAACGGCGUUUCCGAACACAACGGCGGGAGAUAACGCGCACGAUUAUUUCAAAAAGAUCGUCGACGUCCACGUCAUCAAGAAUACAGCUGGAGCGUUAAGCUUCUCGGGGAUAAGCAAAGGGCAUUUCUGGGAAGCGUUGGUGACUUUCCUCUACGUUGAUAUUUUGGACACGACGGGGACGCUCUACUCCAUGGCGAGGUUCGCCGGAUUCGUCGACGAGAAGGGAGACUUCGAGGGGCAGUACUUCGCGUUCAUGUCCGACGCGUCCGCGAUCGUGAUCGGAUCGCUGCUAGGGACGUCGCCGGUGACGGUUUUUAUUGAAUCCUCGACGGGGAUAAGGGAGGGAGGGAGGACGGGGCUGACGGCGAUCACGGUGGCGGUUUACUUCUUCUUCGCGAUGUUUUUCACGCCGCUGCUGGCUUCGAUUCCGGCGUGGGCGGUUGGACCGCCGUUGAUACUGGUGGGGGUGAUGAUGAUGAAGGCGGUGACGGAGAUAGAUUGGGGAGAUAUGAGGGAGGCGAUUCCGGCGUUUGUGACGAUGAUUCUGAUGCCGUUGACGUACUCGGUGGCGUAUGGGUUGAUCGGAGGGAUUGGGACGUAUGUUGUGUUGCAUCUGUGGGACUGGGGAGAGGAUGGGAUGGUGAAGUUUGGGUUAUUGAAAAGGAAAGUUGAGGAAGAAGAAGAGGUUAAUGAUAGUAAUGGACUUGUUAAAGUUAACGACACUCACACGUCUGUUUAGAUUUUUAUUUCUUCUAUUUUUUUUUACAUUGGUUUUCUUAGAUGGAUUAUUGAUUUAUUUCUCUUGAAGAUGUAAGAAAAGAAAAUGUAAAGAUGGGUUCUUGAA